Molecule: messenger RNA, 3641 nt
Organism: Cheilinus undulatus (humphead wrasse)
Lineage: Eukaryota; Metazoa; Chordata; Actinopteri; Labriformes; Labridae
Exons: 10
Coding region: 33-1472 (479 amino acids)
Biological process (GO): positive regulation of transcription by RNA polymerase II
Molecular function (GO): RNA polymerase II cis-regulatory region sequence-specific DNA binding; DNA-binding transcription activator activity, RNA polymerase II-specific
Source: RefSeq, a predicted model, not a curated record
CAUGCUUAGUUUUACGGCAGCGCUCUCUUGUGAUGGCUUUGCGACACAAACUCCUCCGGUUCUCGAGAAAGAUUAUUUUUUCACCUUUUUUUCUCGAGAAAGAGGAUGGACCUCACGAGACUUGGAGGAUGUUGUCAUUUUGGGGGAGUGGCGGCAUUUCAAAAUUAAGUUUCGUUUCCUUCGACCCGCCGUUGAGGUUGGACCCUGUGAAGGAGGAGAAAAUGAGAAGAAAAUGUUUUUUAGAAGAGGAAGACUCAGACGAAGAAGAAGUAAGAGGCAGAAAAGUUAGCCGAAGACAUCUAAAGAGAAUCAGUUAUUGUGAAGAAGAAGAAGUUGUUGACGAAGAUGACGAAGAUGAGGACAUGGAGGAGGAUGACGAGCAGCCAGGUCCUUCCAACGGCUUUAACCAGAGAGCACAAGAAACAUCCGAAUCGCUGCAAAAUCUAUACAUCUUACCUGUUACUUGUGAAAAUAAAAAGGGCACUCUGCAUAAAGAAAAAUUUGAAAAGGGUGAGUCAUGCAUCAAGUGCGAGGGCCAAUGGUUUUCCCCGAGUGGAUUUGAAAACUUCUGUGGCAGAGGCGCAAUGAAAAAAUGGAAAAGCUCUAUCCUCUAUAAAAAUAACCCCCUGCAGUUUUGGAUUGAGAAAGGUCUGCUUAGUACGAAAGGAUUUAAAAGGAGAGCGUCAGGGACUACAAAGAGAAAAAUUUCAUCAUCAGACAGCUCAUCUAAAGAGUAUGAAGGCCAUUCUGCAGAGGAGAAUGACAAAGAUGACUCCAGAGAUGAAGACUGGCUUCCAGAUAGUGAUGAACUGAUGGUGGAGAAUAAAAACAAGAAGGCAGGAGCUGAAAACGGGGGAGGAGACUCAUCUGAAGUUGAAGCUGCUAACGACGUUUAUGACUGUGGAGGAAGGGGAAAACAUUUGUCAAAAAAGGAGAAAAUGGGACAAGCACUGAAGGGGGAACCCAAAGUUGUGCUUAAGAGGCUUCCAGUGGCCAAACUAGAUCCUCAGUCCAUCUCCAUGGGGCACUCAGCAUCAGGCAGUUGGCGAGGUCCGUUGGACGGGGACACACAAAAAGAAGCAGAGAGAGGAUUAAUCACAUCAACACAAGAAGACUCUCUGGACUCAGCAGCAGAAGCAUCUCCUUUAAAAAAUAUGCAGAUGCCUGUCAGAGCUUUCAUUGCAGAUGAAAACAAUGCUCCAGAGGAGUUAACUCAAAGUGAUACAAGGAUGCAAGACGGACAAAGAGACGUAAAAACUGAACCAGCAGAUUCUCUACUUCAUUCUGCAGAAAAUUCUGAAAUCCUGCCUGAAACCAAAAUGGGAGGAUCCAUCCCCAGACCUUCGACCAGCUGUGAUCAGGACAUGAUGGACCUUGAACAACUGAAGAGGGAGAAAAUCAAAAUGCAGUUGAAAGUCUUGAAGUUGCAGGAGGAAUACUACACUUUAGAAAUAAAGAAACAUAAAAAAUAACAAAAAAAUGUUUAACCAGUGAAAAUGUGGUGCAUGCAUUCCAUGACUACUAAGCUUGAAAUAACCAAACAAUCAAUAAGUGACUUUUUUGUCAAAUUUUUUGCACAGACAUGUACCUAUAAAUUGUCCUUACGUUCCUAAUGCACAUUCCUUAGAAAUGGUUUAUUAUUUUUGAAAGAGCGUACGUUUGAGUCAGCACUGUUUCUUGGCCCAUGUUUGCCUUAACUUGCUAAAUUACACGGAUAGAGUGUACCCAUCGGUAUAGCCGGUAUGACCAGUGAGUCCUUCUUAAAGGGGCAUCGCUCACUGAAAUUCCUGGAGGCUAAUGCCACUGCCGUUGCCAAGUACCUCAUUCGACCAAACUACAAAAAUAUCAAACUAUCCCUUUAAGCCUCACAUUGGGAUAUGCUCUAGUUUGUAGUUUUAUGUUAUACUCUGAUGUUAUACAUCAGUCCAAAAAUGAUUUAUAAUUCAGAAAUGUUGCCCUUCUGGAAAAUGAUGCUCAUUUAUGCACUCACUACUUGACUGGAGAUCCUUUUGCAUGAGUUACUGCAUCUAUGUGACAUGGUGCAGAGCUGAUCACUCUGUGGCACUGCUGGGGUGUUAUGAAGCCAAGGUUGCUCUGAUAGCAGCCUUCAGCCUUUUGUCUGUUGUUGAGCAUUGAGUCUAGUCUUGAUAAAGCACGGUGGAUGACAUGGCACCUCAAACCAUCACUGACUGUGGAAACUAAAAAUACUGGACUUCAAGCACCUUGGAUUCUGUGCCUCUCUGAUCUUCCUCCAGACUCUGGGACCUUGAUUUUCAAAUGAAAUGCAACAUAUACUUUCAUCUGAAAACAGGACUUUAGACCACUAAGCAACAGACCAGUUCUUUUGCUCCUUAGCCCAGGCAAGACACUUAUGACAUCUGUGGUUCAGGAAUGGCUCCCUACCCAUGUUGACCAUUUCCUGGACCCAUCUGUGUGAGGUGUCUCUUGAUCAUCUGACUCCAUCCUCAUCCUCUCCUUGUGAAGCUCCCCUUGAAUCUGUUUUGUUUGACAGUCCUCUGAAGGCUGAGCUCCUCCCUUUUCUCACCACCCUUCCAGUCAACUUUCCAUGAGCGUGCUUUGAUACCACCUCUGAAAACAGACUGCUCUUUAAGCAGUGACCUUCUGUGGCUUACCCUCCUUGUGAGGGGUGACAAUGAUAGUCCUCUGCACAUUUGUCAAAGUCAGCAGUCUUCCCCAUGAUUGUGGUUGAGUGAACUAAACCAUAGAGAGACAAUGAAGGCUCAGGAUAUCUUUGCAAAUUGGACUUUUAACAUAUUCAAUAUUCUGAUGUUUUCAGCUGUACUCAUCAAGAUUAAAACAAAAAAGACUUCAAACAUUUCACUUUGUGUGCCAUGAAUCUAGAACAUGUGUAGGUUUGAAUUUUUGGAUUAAAUUACGGGAAAAAAAUUACUUUUACAUGAUAUUCCAAUUUUUCAGAUGCACCUAUAUACAGGGCACAACCUUACCACUCGGCCAUCAACCCUUCAAAUACAUGGUUCUUUGAUCAUGUAGUAACAUAUUUAUUACAUUUGACAAUAUUGUAAUGGUUGUUGGAAAAAAAAUGUUAAAGUGGAGAUUUAUUUAUGUUUAGUUUCUUAUCAGAUAUGCAAAAAAAACUAUUUUUUUUCUAUAUGCAUGAGGAUAUUUUCAUGUAUUUAUACUAAUAUGGUUCACUGUCUGGUAACAGUUUUAUGAAAUGUGGUGGUGUUGAACAGAUUUAAGUCACAGUAUUGUACGACUCGCAGUGUUUUAUCACGUAAAUUCCUUUUCUUCAAAUUGCUGAACUACUGUUGUUUUUCUUAAAAUGUUUAAAAUGUCCAGAUUUUGGAGACAAAAUUUUAAUAUUCAACAUAUUAAAAAAGUGUAUAAGUGGGUUUUUUGUGUCAUCUUUUCACAAGUAUGUCAGAAAAAUCUCUACCCCCUCUUAAAAGGUGCUCAUAUUCCUUGGUUUAUGUUGGUAUUCAAAGAAUGAAUGACACUGUCUACUUUUGUAGGGCAUAGGAAAGAAGUUUAACAGAAAAGUGCAGCCUGCCUGGUAACUAAAGGGCAGAUUAAAGUUAUCUUUCCAGUUAGUCAAACUGGUUUACUUUGGCAAACCAGUAAUUUUAAUAGCUUCAUUAUGUGUAAUACAAAUCCGGCUG